AUGGACCGCUUAUCUCCGACGCACCCAAGUUGGAAGAGCGUUCGUUGCACCCUCGAGCAGUGUGCGAAGGAACGGAAUGCCAUCAUUGCAGAGCAACUCAAGAUGUGUCAGAAGGACGGGAAGAGUCUAAUGAUCAAGGUAUUCAAUGGCGGGACUCCGCCGCCUUCGUUAGUUGGGAACGAGUUCCUCUUCAAAUUACAGAAGGCUUCGCUGUUCUGUCGAUGGACAGCCGUGACCUUGUUGCCGGAGGUGUAUGAAAGAUGCAUGCAAGAUCAAUCAAGAGAACAUCCUGAUGCGUCGUGCUUGUUCUAUUUGUGGAGCGCAGUGGAAGAUAUUGUUCUGGAUGCUUGGACAAAUUUUGUUCUCCGGCAAAAGCCGAAGCACAUCAGCCUUCACUUUGAUGGUAUCAGGGUGUCAAGAGCUGUCGUGGGGGAGGAUGUAGAAGGCUUCUGCAGAGUCUGCACUGCCCAUAUUCAAGAGAUAACUGGGUACAAAGUUGAGAUCAGACCCAAGAGCAACCCUGAUCUCUUGCAAGACUUGCGUUUGUCAAGCAGAAGCCGAACGUUGCGAGGCCUCCUGCCCGCUCCACUUCAGCAAGAUGGCAACUGCAUACCAGCCGCACUGCAUAAUCUUGGCUUCGUAGCGGAGGUCAAUGCUUUUCUCGAGGACAAGGAAAGUGAAGAGACUCUUUACUUCAGUCGACGAAAGCACCGUACUUAUGCUCAGGUACAGAAAGGCACUGGAGUUCACAUGACUCCUGUCAUCCUGCCACUGGACACGAGCUCUGCAGAGAUCGAAGGCAAGUAUGUUGUGCACUGCUCAAAACAAGGUCGUCCUCAUGCCAUCGCACUAGAUGCCGGAUCUAACACAGAGUGGGUCGUGGCAGAUGGCAAUGCCGAAUUCAUUCUGGACAGGGCAUCUUUUCUAAAGGCUGUGUCAAGCGCGUGCGACAAGCGACACAUCAUGCUUUUCAAAGUAACAGCCUCGCUGCCGCCGAAGGAUGAGCAUCCCAAAUUCACACUCAAUGAAACAGAGCGUGAGAGAUUCUUGGACCUUCAAGCCGCCGCUGGUGAGGAUUUCAUUGUGGAGCUGGACAUGUUCCCUGAAGAAGCUGAGGAUGAGCGCCAGCAUGAUGAGCCAGUUGGCCAGGAUGAUGCUGAAAGUCAGGAACAGGAGGAAGAUGAGAGUGUUACGACGGUGGGUGAUAUACUUCUGCAGAAUCUGAAGAAAGAAGUAGAAAGCCUUUUAAAGCAACAAACACAACUUCGGCAAGGUGCAGAUGGCCGUGUUCGGUGUCCCUUGUGUCCUUUUCGCAGCUGGUCGUGGCACAACCGUUGCAGGGUCAAGAAACAUGUUCGCGAGUAUCAUUCUGCCAGGAAGCAGUAUUGUGCUAGUGGUACGAAGCAGCUGAAGAUAGUCAUCGCUCUUCAUGAUCAAGACAUGUUGCAGGGCACGACGACUACAUGUGCGUAUUUGCGUCGAAGCGCAGAAGUUCUACGCAGUACCAUAGUUCCCUCUCUUUCAAUUAACAACAACGAUAUCGACCGCUACAUCCGGCUGGUUUACACUGGCAAUGGUCCAGAGUAUUGGAAUUUAAAAACAACCGUGGAUUCGCCGAUACGCCGGGUCAGAAAUCUGUACUACGACAGGUCUUUUGCCGAAGCGAUUUAUCGGUACAUGCUAGUGAACAAUGCCAAGGCAGAUGUUUACGGUCUUGCGAAUGCCUUCCACGUCUCCGUUGCGAACGACUUAUCGAGCCUUCUUCCUAGUCAUGCCAAGGAUUGGUGGCCCAUGAUCGAAGACGUUUUCAAUUCGCCACAGAUCAGAGACUUGCGGCAAAAUCUGCUUCAAGAAUGCAUUGCGAGUGAGGAGUUCCAAUGCAUCAGCAUUGACGCGACAAUGCGCUGCUGCCUUCCCAUCAUGGGGCAGGCACGCAUCAAAAGCUCUGCGGAGGAGCGUGCAGAGGCUGCCUUCACAGAGAACUUGUCGCUGCGUAGGGUUUUCACUGUUCGCGGUCGAACAAGUGCAGUGCUGUUGAUGAGGGCCGCCAGAUCGGAGGAUGCCGAAACAGCAUGUCGGCUGCUAGCCGAAGAGUUUCCAGCAUCUGCGCUGCAGCAAGUUGCUUUCGUUGCAGCGGACAACCCUUCGCGCAAGCUCUAUUCUGAGCUGAAGAGAAUUUGCCCAAACUUGCAGGGCAUGUCACUCGACACGGUGCACUUGGCUAUGGCCUGGGAAUACUCUACUUCACGCAAGCGAAGUAAGGGGUCCGCAGCUCUCCGCAGACUACUCAGCAAGUUUGCUGCAGUCGACACCAAGUGCAGCGCCAGAUCAUUAGGGAGAUGCUAUGACGGUGGGUUCUGUCAGCCGCUGAAUGCUGAAGAGGAACGCCUCAGACGACAGCUGGAGGAUAGAACCAUGAAGGAAGGUGUGGCCCAGCGAAUUCUGGACGAAAUCAAGCUUGAUGAGCCAUUUUAUACUCGUGUGGAGUGGAUUCGGGCUAUAGCGGCUCUCACGAACGUCUAUAAGGACGAAGUCCGCAAGGUCUCUCCUGGACCAAAUCGUCGCGUCUGGGAGCUAUUGCAUUCUGCAACCGCUCCAGAGAGAGCCGAGUGGUACAUGAAUAAUGUACGGAUUCGCCAUGCUCUCUCUGCUCAGCGGCUGCGAUUGCUACCCAGCGGAACGACAUCAAACGAAGCACUUCACUACGAAAUCAACCGAUGCUUCAAAGAGACCCAGAAACUGCACCAAGUGAGCUUGCAGCAAAAGCUUGAAAUCUUGCAGCUGGGCAAGCUCUUGUCACAUAACAGAGCUUUGUACCAUCACACAACGAAGCAGGUACAGCAUGGGGAGGUGCUUGCUCGGGCAACUCGCCAGUCGAUAUGGUCUUCGCAAGACUGGAGUAUCUGGUGUGCAGAGUUGGUCGAUGGUUCGGGUCCCAAAAUGAAGGCUGAGCUCCCCAAGGAAGAUGCAAGGGCGCGGCAAAGAGCUGCAGUGCGUGACAGUGUGAAAAGGAAGCCUGCAGCCUCCUGUCGGCAAAGCAAAGCGACGACGAGGCGUACGGCCUUCACACUGUCUAGGAAGGAUUCCUUAGUUCGCGGCGGCAAAAAGAGUCGCUGCGGCUAG
Messenger RNA from Symbiodinium sp. CCMP2592, 3123 nucleotides. The record is from the annotation of a GenBank genome assembly. Lineage: Eukaryota; Dinophyceae; Suessiales; Symbiodiniaceae.